Athalia rosae (coleseed sawfly) is the source of this 3426-nucleotide messenger RNA. It is a transcript of the gene rush, whose product is annotated as pleckstrin homology domain-containing family F member 2. The coding region runs from base 311 to 1123 and encodes 270 amino acids. The record is from RefSeq and is a predicted model, not a curated record. Gene Ontology annotation, molecular function: phosphatidylinositol binding; metal ion binding. The transcript has 8 exons. NCBI's taxonomy places the organism in Eukaryota, Metazoa, Arthropoda, Insecta, Hymenoptera, Athaliidae. Gene Ontology annotation, cellular component: early endosome.
CUACGUUGGUCAAGUUAGUAGGACAACAUAGCACAGCGAGUGCAACACACACGGCUUUCCGAUUAUUUUAUCUCAGUUUCUUGUACGUACUUUACGUAUAGAGUAUUCAGCGAUUCAGGAUCAAAUCGUUCCGGAGUGAAGCCUUUACCUGGCAAAAAAUACUACGGAUAUCAUUCACGAGGAAGAAACGCUAGCCAGAUAGUCGACUUUGGAGUGAUUAAUUUGGGUUUAAUUAAAUGACUGAUAAUGGUUUGAAAGUGAUUCAUGUUUUGAGUGUUUCCUGCUGUUGUUAGCCCUGAUUCAUAGGGCCAUGGUUGACCGACUUGUAAACAGCGAAGCCAAUGCUAGGCGCAUCGCAAUGGUGGAAAACUGCUUCGGCAGUUCAGGCCAGCCACUUGCGGUGCCUGGAAGAGUACUGGUUGGAGAAGGCGUGUUAACCAAGAUGUGUCGGAAAAAGCCUAAGCCGAGGCAAUUUUUCUUGUUCAAUGAUAUAUUGGUGUAUGGGAAUAUCGUGAUAAAUAAGAAGAAAUACAACAAACAACAUAUUAUUCCACUAGAAGAAGUAAAACUGGAAUCGUUGGCUGAUGAAGGACAAUAUCGUAAUGGUUGGCUUAUAAAAACCGUAAUGAAGUCAUUCGCUGUUCACGCUGCAACUGCCACAGAAAAACAAGAAUGGAUGGCUCACAUCACAAAAUGUAUUGAAGAUCUUCUAAGGAAAAGUGGUAAAAAGCCUGUAGAGGUUCAUGCUGCUGUUUGGGUCCCUGAUAAUGAAGCAAAUAUCUGCAUGCACUGCAAUAAAACACAAUUUACAGUUCUAAACAGACGGCAUCACUGCAGGCAAUGUGGAGUCGUGGUUUGUGGACCUUGCAGUAAUAAAAAGCUAUUGUUACCGGGCCAAGGUGGUGGAAAAGCAGUAAGAGUUUGCCUGCAGUGUUAUGAUGCCGCAAGUAAAGUUAAAAUGGCAUCAGCCACCACAGACAGCUUGAAUAAUAAAGACCAUACUCGCAAUUCUGCCGAUAGUUCAGGCGACGAUAGUUCGGGUGAUGAGGAAGACAGUAACAAAGAAGCCAACCACGACGAGCCUAAAUUCUAUGGUACGGUGAACUCUGCAGAUGAAAAAUAGAUUCAGAGAUGGUCAGCUACAUCGCAAGAUAUAAAUAUUGUUCAGUUGAAUAUUUUUUUAAAUAAUACCUAAUUGGAUUUUUGUAUAGCUCGAUGGUUGAAGGUGAAAAUUUAUUUAUACAUUUCGGUAAUUCUUGGUGAUACGACUCCAAUUAUAAUAACGAGAAUAGAGUUCGGCUGUCUCUGAGCAAUGAAAACCUAAUUUCUUUCCUGCAAAACACGUAAAUUUGUAUCUCUUUCAUAAUAAUUCACGAACUUUGAUCGGGAUAUGGUAGAGUUCCGAGAAGAGUAAAGCGAAACAUAAAUCGGAUAUUUUUUUAUGUUGUGCAACAUAUACACUGAUAAUAUCAUUGGCAGUUAUUAUUGCUUGUUUGUAGUUAAUCAUAAAUAAUAUAAUAACUCUUAUUAGUCUGAAAUCUCGUCGUCUAAUUUUUUUUUUUUUUUUUAAAUCUUUUUAAGCCACAUCUCAUGAUUGAAAAGGACUUGAAUUUAUCUUAUCGUUAUAAAGAACCAAUUUGAAUUAGAUUGCUGACUUAGUGCUUCGCAAAUUUUAUCAAACGGACAAUUUGCAAUGAAUAUAAAUUCUCCCAAAGAGUCCUUUUGCGUUUCGAUAAUUUUUAUCAUUUAUAAAUCCGUAUGAGCUAAAAGGUUUGUUGAUAGUUCUUAAAAAUUUUUCGAACAGCUACUUCGAUUUAGGUUACGAAACUACCCAUGAUUAUUUAUUCUACUACAGUUACAGUGUGAGUUCGCUACUGCAGGAUAGCGUUAUUACACCUGUUUUUCGAUCUGCACUAUUGGAAUGGAAAAUUUAAAGCUAUGAAAAUGAAUAAUGUCACAAUUGAUUGGCCGUUGAUAUAGACUGGACUUGUUAGUUACAUCAGAGUAUAUAUUUUCUAUACAUAUAUUUAGACGAAAUUUCCUCGAGGCUCUCAAAUUGUGACAUAGCGAGCAAUACGACAACAGAUAAUAAAACUAAUUGAAAAUAGGUGAUGAUAAAUUAUACCUUUUAUAUGAAUAUAUGAUAGCAACUUGUAUUGUCAAUUUUUCUUCUACACGUAUCGUAUAUAAAUAAUAAUGCAGAUGAGAUGAUGUUUUGAUUGUCAAUUUUGAUGUGUACAUUCAUUGGUACAAUGAGAUUGAACAGUUAAAUGUUCAAUAUUUUUAUAUUUUAAUCACUAAAUACUUUGUCAAUUUAUCAUCUACAUACGAUAAUUGUUAUAUGCCGAUUUUCAGAAAAGAGAUGAAAAAUAUACUUUUAUAAUGUAAAUGAAAUUUAUAUUAAGAUACCUAAUGUAAUAUGUAAACAUUAAUGGCCAUAAGAGAAUUAAGAAAUUACAGAGUUCAUGCUGCCGAACAUUUUCCGACAUUUUGAAAUGAAAGUUCGCAUCCGCAUUUUAAUUAAAUUCAUAAUUACCAAAUACUCAAACUGGUUAGAUCUACCAACGUAGGUCAUAUACUUGUCUCAUUCAUUGGUAGCACGGGCUCUGCAUACUUAUGGAUACAUACCCAUUUAUGUAUAUCUACUUGUGAUCACAAUGGCCUUUGGAUAUUUCUGACCAGCACAUAUUUGUUCCAAAGUGUUUGUUAAUUACACUAUAAAUUAUGAUGUAAUAUGAGAUCAGAUGUUAGGUGCUCAAGUAAGGAACAAUUAUUUUCUGGUAAUUGCAGUUGCUACCUAAUUGUAUGCUCGUAAACCACAUACAUAAACACAUGCAUAACUACAUGAAUAAUGCUGCCUAUGAAUGCCUUCGAUCGCUGUUGAUGUAUUUAAACUUUUUUAGGACCUCAAAUAGCGUGCGAAUUACGGAUAAAAAGUAAAAACAAUAUAGCUAUCUGUUUCUAUACAUUGUUGAAUAAUCGUAAUACAUGUUUUACCGCAUGCUGACUUUCGAACUAUGCCGCUAUUUGGCUAAUUUUGAAUCAGCUGCGUUUACGUUGUACAAGAAUAUUGAUGAAUACUUUGAUACAGUAUAUCUACAGGAACUGUUUGUUUGCUCAUCCAGGUGACAAAAUAAGUAGUAUCUACUCAUUCGCCUAUUAUAUCCACGUAUUUAUAAAAAAAUUCAAUAUUCGAUGCUAAAUCGAAAUUGUUUAUGAAAUCUUGUGGAACGGUUCGAGUAAAAACUAAUACGUCCGUACAAAAAUUACCGUUGUAAGCAAGAUGGUGGUGUAUCAUAUCGACUUGAUCUGAUGACUCGUUUUUGCUAGUUGUCUUAGGUGAUGACUGAUGGAAAAUUUGGACAAAAAAUUACUGAAAAUGCUGUAUCUCUUAUGGAAUAAAUUUCAGAAUAUUUAAAUACUGAA